UCACAGCAACAUGAGCCGGCCUGACGAGAGUCCACUUGAUGCCAUGCUGGAUCCCCAAAAAAAUCCUGACGCUCCACUUCCACCUCUGGAUAUCGUCGCACCCGUUUUGGGCGUCCCAGCUCCUUCGAGGGACAGACCUCCGCCGCUAUCGGGCUCUCUCAUCUAUUUCGAGAUCCCAUGUCAACAUGUUUCUCGAGCCAAAGCUUUUUACAAGUUGCUCUUUGAUUGGUCGUACCAAAAGACGCCAGAGUAUUCUGAAUGGGACUACCUCUUGAUCAACCGAGACAAGAAACACCUCCAUCCUGUUUUUGGAGCAUUCAAGAAGGUGGAUGCACCCAUUGCAGGGGCCGAAGGCACUGGCAAAGACGUGGAAGGGCCAAUGCUUCACUUUUACGUGGAUAAUAUUGAAAAGGCAUGCGAGGAGGCGGUCAAGGUGGAUGGGAGCGUUGUGAGGCCAAAGUUCAAGUUUGGGUGGGAGCAGGAUAUCAUUGGAUAUUGUGCCUGGUUGAGGGAUACUGAAGGGAAUAAGUUUGCUAUAUAUGAGGUCGAGCCGCACGGCCCCGUCGAGGAGUAA
Spizellomyces punctatus DAOM BR117 is the source of this 574-nucleotide messenger RNA. RefSeq lists its product as uncharacterized. The record is from RefSeq and is a predicted model, not a curated record. The transcript has a single exon. Bases 11 to 574 code for a protein of 187 amino acids. Lineage: Eukaryota; Fungi; Chytridiomycota; Chytridiomycetes; Spizellomycetales; Spizellomycetaceae.